UCUUCUACUAAAGGACAGAAGAAUGAAAGAAUGGCUAUUCAAGAGAAAGCUAGAGGGGUCCCUUCUUCGGUGCUAAGACCUUCGGUUAUAGCUGCAAGAUAUUAUUGCCCUUUCUAGGGUCGUGAACAAACAGUUGCUUCGUGGCUGAGAUACAAAGUGCGGUCUGUUUUCUGUGCAGUGAUAGUGAAAUCGAAUACUGUAGUUUCAUUUCAUCUUACCAUAGCAAUGAAACGUCGUUUGGAAAAUUAUGAAAUUGAAAGGCAGCUGAUAUUCGAUUCUGAUUCGGACUGCUGCACAGAAGAUGAAGAUAAUGAUUGGGGCUAUGAAGAUGAGGACGAUGAAGAACUCGUGCAGCCACCGCCAUCAUCACUAUCAUCAUUGUCGUCUUCACCAUCAUUAUGGGGACCACCACAACAGCAUGGCAGAAGGGGUGCGAAUAAUUUUUCUGGUGGAGCAGUGGGGAUAAAUCUAAACGAAGCUCCACAUGUGAAUAAGGAUUCCACUCCACUCUCCGUGUUCAAGUUAUUCUUCACAGGAAUUAUCCAUCUGCUGGUGGAAGAGACUAACAAAUAUUAUCACCAAUAUCUCAACAGCCUUGAAGAUGGACCUUCUCCACUCCCCUGACAUUACCGAUUCCGAAACGUUUCUUUUCUUAGGGAUCAUUAUUCAAAUGGGCCAUGACAUUAGAGACCGAAUAAGAGACUACUGGGCGACUGCUGAGCAAUUUCUCAUGUCUUUCUAUGGUAGGACAUUGAAAUGCAACCGAUUUCUUCAUAUUCUUCGCUUCCUUUACUUUACAGACAACAGUGCAGGAAUUGACAGACAAGCCAACAAUUAUGACCGACUAUGGAAAAUUUGGACUAUUUUUGACACUCUAAAUGACAGAUAUGAAAAAUAUUAUAAUCCUUCGGAGCAUCUGGCUGUUGAUGAAAUAAUUGUAAAAUUCAAAGGGAGAGUUAUUUUCAGACAAUACAUUCCUAAGAAACACAAACGUUUUGGAAUCAAAAUCUUCAAGCUCUGUGAUUCAGCACACUAUACAUACGACAUGAAGGUUUACUUAGGUAAAGACAGAACAUGCACUGACCAAGAAGUGACAGUGACGCAUGCAGCGGUCAGGGACCUCUGCAAAAGAGUCGAGGGGGUUGGGCACAAACUGUACAUGGACAAUUUCUUUUCAUCGCCAGACUUGUUCGACGAACUAAUGACGAAAAAAAUAAACUGCUGCGGGACAGUCAGACCAAAUCGGAAGGGCCUACCACAA
Cryptotermes secundus is the source of this 1261-nucleotide messenger RNA. RefSeq lists its product as uncharacterized. The transcript is spliced from 2 exons. The record is from RefSeq and is a predicted model, not a curated record. Lineage: Eukaryota; Metazoa; Arthropoda; Insecta; Blattodea; Kalotermitidae. Bases 226 to 624 code for a protein of 132 amino acids.